UCUCUCUCUCUCUCUCUCUCUCUCUCUCUCGGUCGGUUUCGGCCUUCCUUUCCUAGCGGCGACGACAGGGCGAGUGGCGCCGCCGUUGCCAGUUCUUCGCCGGCGACGAGCAUCCGACAGGGCCUGCACGCCUGAUUCUUGUGCGGGGAGAGGAGACCAUGGCUCCAGUGGAUACCUCGCGGAGCGAUCCUAGGAGGCCGGAGAGAGGUGGUGGCAUCGACCAAAAGCGCAGUAAGCCCAAGCCACGAUAUGAUGGAGAUGAUUUUUGUGCAAUAUGUGACAAUGGUGGUGAUGUAACUUGCUGUGAUGGUGGAUGCCAGAGGUCUUUCCACCUGACCGAUGAAAACAGUGAACGAUCUAGGUGCAGAUUAAUCCUUGGGCUAACCAAAGAACAGGCAGAGAUGAUCCUUGCUGCUGAUGAUAAAGAUUUUAUAUGCAAGAACUGCAAGUAUAAGCAGCAUCAAUGUUUUGCUUGUGGAGAGUUGGAAUCUUCAGACUUGUCAUCUGAACCUAAGGUAUUCCAAUGUGAGGUUGAUGAUUGUGGGCGCUUUUACCACCCUAAAUGUGUUGCUAAACUGCUCUACCCGGAAAGCAAACUCGAGGCCUCAUUUUUCGCUGUCCAAGUUGCAGCCAGAGAAAAAUUCACUUGUCCUAUUCAUGAAUGUAUUGUGUGCAAGGGAGUGGAGAACAAGAAUCAUAGGAACAUGCAAUUUGCAGUAUGCAGACGCUGCCCAACUACAUACCACCGGAAGUGCUUGCCAAGUAACAUCCCCUUUGAAACGAAGAAAGGUCCCAAUGGCUACAUGCAAAGGGCGUGGGAUGAGUGGGAGGGACCAGAUGGACAUGUUAUUCCUCGUGAUCGUAUUUUGAUCUACUGCACGAAGCAUGAGAUCAUAAAAAAGUUAGGAACUCCCAAGAGGAAUCACAUCAUCUUUCCAGAUGUCAAAAAACUCCGUGUACCCAAAAGGCUUGUAGAUCCACCUAAUGAAAAAGGUAUACCUGAGGAAGAAGUGCUCAAGAACGCCUCACCUGAACCAUCUCAAUCUCCCCCGGCAGUUGCAAGUGAUCGGAAUCAGUGCUCCUGUUCUGGGCCCUUCGACUCAUUUGCACCAGAAUCCUUGUUUAGGCAUCCAUAUCCAGGAACUUGUGGUUGGCUUGGUGACUGACCAUCUGGCAUCCCUCACCCUCCCUUAUUAAUAAACCUAACAGUAAUAUGUUCUUUGCAAAGUGCAUGUAAAUGAGUAGCUUGCACAUGCUUCAGACUACCUGUUCUUUCUGUUGGAUUAGUUUGGAAAGUUAGUGUGACAUCUUGUGGAACUAGAUUGCCAUAAGCUCAAUGAUUGUGCCGCAAGCUAAAGAUCCUGGUUAUGACUUAGAAUCAGAGGUUUUCAGAUAUUUUUAUAAAUGCUCAUAUGAUGGCAAGACUGUAAUGUGUCAUUUUUAUUUGGCAAGCCUUUCAAGAUACAACCCUGCCUACCUGCCAAUAAUCACUGUGCUGUAUGAUCAAUGAGAAACAUCUGAUCAUAUCCUUUCUCAA
This is a messenger RNA of Setaria italica (foxtail millet), 1537 nucleotides long. RefSeq names its product protein ENHANCED DOWNY MILDEW 2. The record is from RefSeq and is a predicted model, not a curated record. Bases 159 to 1166 code for a protein of 335 amino acids. The transcript has 8 exons. Lineage: Eukaryota; Viridiplantae; Streptophyta; Magnoliopsida; Poales; Poaceae.